This is a messenger RNA of Trypanosoma brucei brucei TREU927, 2544 nucleotides long. RefSeq lists its product as hypothetical. Gene Ontology annotation, biological process: DNA repair; tRNA splicing, via endonucleolytic cleavage and ligation. Gene Ontology annotation, molecular function: double-stranded DNA binding; RNA ligase (ATP) activity; ATP-dependent polydeoxyribonucleotide 5'-hydroxyl-kinase activity. Lineage: Eukaryota; Euglenozoa; Kinetoplastea; Trypanosomatida; Trypanosomatidae. The transcript has a single exon. The record is from RefSeq and is a predicted model, not a curated record. Bases 1 to 2544 code for a protein of 847 amino acids.
AUGGACGCGCAAGUUGGAGUUGUUCAGCAACCGGUGACCACUAGUUCAACGAUUUGGGUUGGGGAAUGUCAAUGUCCAAAAUGGAAAAAAUCUACCCACCGUGCGGUUGAGCAAAACCUGACGACUUCACUAGAAUGCGGUGGAGAAAGAGAUGCACUCCUUGAUGUUGCUUGCGGAAGUGGCAUUGACAUAGAUUCUUUCCUUAGAGAGAAGUGGAUUCGUGUAGCAUUUACUUCUAGUUUCGGAAGUAACAGUAGGGUCCGCGUGCGGGCGAGAAGGGUGAGGAUAGGUAGCCAUGAGUUUGUCGUGGUGGAACGGAACGUUUUUGGGUGUGAUGACUCGGUAUAUCGAAAGGAUAACAAACUUUGGGAGGGUUUGCCCCGUGGGCAGGCCUGCGUAUUUGUCGAAUCGGGCGACAGGGCUGGGUUUAUACCCAUAGGUAGACUUCAAGGCCUGCGGAAGUUCAAUUCCUUCGACGGACCAUAUGGUAUUAGGGGAAGGCAACCCGUUAGUGCUGUUGCGAUGGAGGCCAUCGACGGGGACUGUGGUCAUAUCUCUGCGUUCGUGCACACUGGAGAGCGGUAUUGGCUUGUUGGGAACAAAGAUACUCACCUAUUAGUAAGCUUCAGUGUACCAGAGAAAGAUAUAUUCUCCAACACCGCCGAAGGUGGUGCCAUAACGAAUGAGGGGGACAAGCCACUUCAGGGGGCUAACUAUUCACCUCCGUCGCUAGCGGUGCGGAUAGCAAGGCUCUGGGGUCAAACGCUUCGAGCACUUCCCGAUGAAAAAUCAUUCGGUUUGCAUGAGUUUUUGUCUUCAAACAGGUACACGGCUUGCUUCGACGCUGUGCUACAGGACUGUGGACACCUUGUCGACUACGGUGAAGAUGAACUUCUACAGUUUUACGCUCUGACCCAAAGUGGUGAAUCGCUAGCAGAGGGCUUGUGCGUGGAUCCAGUUAGCGCUAUAGUAAACCUGCAGUCCUUUGGUCUUCGUGUAGUCCCCUUCCAUAGUGAGCAAUGCUCAUCAGUACCUGAAAUUCUGGAUCUUGGAACGGACGAGUAUUCGCAGUACGGGGGCCAGGUUGCGCGUCGUCUGAACUGCAGAGGAGCGGUUAUGUACGGCUUGGACGCCCAGGGCAUUGUGGUUCGGUUGUGGAAGUUACCUUCGCACGCAUACGUGGUUGAGCGUGCGGCACAGGAGGCCAUUGUGACGCAUCGCCUGAGCGGUACCGUCUUGCGCGACAAGUUGCGGAGGAAGUUAGACCGCUUGCCGAAAGAAAUACGACGAUGUGUCACUGAAUGGAGUUCAGCCCGUCUUGAGCCAUUGUUGAACCUUGCAGCGUGGUUGCACAUUAUGGGGAAAGUAACACCGGAGGUUGGCCUCGAUGGAUUGCAGGAGGUCCGUCGCAGUUGGAUAACACUUCAACAGCAACUUGUGAAGCACACAAAGGACAUGCGUGAGCACUUACAACUGUACGAGCCCCCAGUGGCCGAGGCAGCUAUCAAUAACCCGGACGUCAUCAUGUGUGUGGGGCCACAAGGUUGUGGCAAGUCCACGUUUUGUCGCGCUUUCUGUGUCUUACUCCAGAAGGUAGGUCAGAAGCCUCGUUGGAUCAACCAGGACGAAGUGGGUGGUCGAAAUGAGUUUAUCGAGGCCAUCCGACGUGCCAAGGAAUCCGACUGUACACAUAUUCUUAUAGAUAAAAUGAAUCUUGACGAUGCGGCACGAAAUGCUGACUACGCCUCUUUCAACCUAAAAACGAUAACCGUCGCUUGGGUACAUCCUUGUGAUGUAGACGUUAUGGUAAGUACGUGCCUAGAAAGAGUAUGCCAUCGCGGCAAUGCACAUCGCACAUUCAGAGGAACCGUCUCCCCGGGGAAAAAGAGGAAAAUGAUGACAAUUAUCCGUGGGUGUGUACAGCGAUGCGAACCACCAACAACAGGGAUUGUUAUUGAGGCCAAUGUCUUGGACCCCCCGGCCAUAACCAUAGAAUCUGUGUGGAAAGGUCUCUGCCGACACACAAUGUCUGAACUUCCAGAUAUUAAAGAUCUUUCCGUUGCCGACGCGUUGGAAAUUGCUCGUAGGUACGAAUUACUCUUGUCACACUCAUCGCGUCCCUUCAAUUGCGGCAUCAUAAAGGUUGUGAAUUCAGAACUUCUUGUCGCCCUUGUGCCUGCAGAUUACCUUGAGGGCAAAAAAAUGCGCAAGGAACUCGACAUCAGCACAAUCUAUCUUGGUGACAGAUCCCAUUUCGAUCUUACGCUUCUGUCAGAGUUACAAACGUUGGAAGGUACUUCCAUCCAGGUGGCACCUGUCCGUAUCGCGUCCGACGCAAAGGCAACAGCAAUUGAAAUUCGUAACAAUAACGAAUUCCCAUGCCAAAAUGCACACCCACACAUUACCAUUGCUACUGCUCCCGGUGUACCAGCGAAGUAUAGCAAUGAGCUGCUAAGCAAAGUAAGCACUGAAACAAGCGACAUCAAGGUAAUGGAGGUGUCACCUGAUGUAUCCAUUUCAGGUGUGUUUCAGUUUGUGCGGUGA